UGAUGACGAGACGUAGCUCUGAAAACAAAAACAGAAAGUUGCUUGCUUUGCUUGCGUCCAUCGUUCGCAGUUAAAUUUUAAGUUUGUACAGAAAAUUGCAGAAGUUUCUAAUGGAGUAAUUGUCCGUAUCUACCAGCCCAAUCUAUGGAAGCGAAGCUGAACAGUUAUCGUUCGCAAAAACGACGCCAGGCGAUCCUGAAUUCCUUCAAAGACCGCCUCUACAACAUGGUAUCCUUCCAGCAGGUCCGAGUGGACGAAAAGUCGACCCACGUCAUUGUCGAAGCGGAUACUGAUCCGCAACCAAAGCCAAAAACAGCAAUCACUCCGGUCCACCAAACCAAAGUGCCCAAGAGACCGCGACCGGUAUCGGAAUCGGAUUCGGUUGUCUCGGUAGGAAGCACCGAGUCCUCUCUCGAUUCGGACCAAACGGCAGCUAAUCAUUCCCAGCAAACCCCAAAACCACCCAGAUCGUAUCUGACCUACGUGACCUAUCUGGUGUACUUCCUGUUCUGGGUCACGCUCUACGCAAUCGCCAUCGAGCUGCGAUUCGGAGUGGUUUUCCUGAUGAUCUCCGCUCUGGUAGGAAUCUAUUUCAACACCCGGACGGAGAAAGAACCGGGGGAAAUCAGCGCGUACAGUGUCUUCAACGAGAACUGCGAAUCCAUCGAUGGCACUUUGAAGGCCGAGCAGUUCGAGCGGGAGAUUGGAAUAAGGCACUGAUCCCGGGGGACCUAUUUUUUUUAAACCACUGGUAGAAUAAAUGAGGUGAGUGAUUUUUCUACGAUAAAAAUUUUCACAGGCACAUAACGUUUUAAGCAGUUAGUUUCCUUUUGAGAUGUUAAACGAUCUAUUUAUGAGAAUUUCUUAUAGUAAAAUAUUUACAGUAUA
This is a messenger RNA of Aedes aegypti (yellow fever mosquito), 888 nucleotides long. RefSeq names its product SAYSvFN domain-containing protein 1 (gene Saysd1). Lineage: Eukaryota; Metazoa; Arthropoda; Insecta; Diptera; Culicidae. The coding region runs from base 145 to 720 and encodes 191 amino acids. The record is from RefSeq and is a predicted model, not a curated record. The transcript is spliced from 2 exons.